AUGUGGAAGCUGCAAACCAAACUAAAACUGUUGAGUAGAAGACUAAGUCAAUGGUCUAGAGAUUCUAUAGGGGACAUCCAUGUACAAGUUAACUCCUGUGAGGCCAAAAUGCUUAUUUUAGAAGAUUUAGACCUCAACAAUAAUAGUCCUCAAGACAGGGAAGAACUCAACAAAGGCUAUGCUAAGUACAUUAAAUGGAUGGGAUUACAAGACUCUUUAAUGAAACAAAAGGCUAGAACCAACUGGUUUAAGGAAGGGGAUUGUAACACCAACUAUUUCCAUAAAAUUCUCAGAGAGAGAAGAAGAAGACUUCACCUCUAUAGAAUUAAGAAUCACAGAGGUAACUGGAUACAAGGUGAAGACAGGAUUGCCAAGGCUGCUACCAGGAAUUUCAAGAAAUGUUUCAACCUUAACCAAGUUACAAGAAGUAGAGAAUAUCUCUUAAACUGCAUCCCUAAUAUGAUUGAUGCUAAGGAAAAUCAGAUGCUUAUUCAAAUUCCCGAGGGAGCAGAAAUUAAAGCAGCAAUCUUUAGCAUGAGUAUAGAAAGCAGUACAGGUCCAGAUGGAUACAAUGUGAUUAUAGACCUAUCAGUCUUGAGUGGUUUUGUAUCUGGCAGACUUAUUACUGAAAAUGUUAUGUUGGCUCAAGAAAUUAUUCAUGAUAUUUCAAAGCCUAAUAAGGGUGUUAUCAGACUUAUCUCUAAUGUCUGGUAUACUGUAAUUAUUAAUGGAACAAGACAUGGAUUUUUUCAUUCUUCUCAAGGUUUAAAGCAAGGGGAUCCCUUGUCCCCUCCUCUGUUUAUCAUUGCUGCUGAGGUUUUAUCAAGAUCUCUUAAUAAACUGAAUGAUCAUGAGAGUUUCAUCCUUUUUUCAAUGAAUAAAAGAGGUCCUCAUAUUAAUCACCUGGCUUAUGCAGAUGACAUUGUCAUUUUCUGUAGUGGCAAUUCUAAAUCUGUUAAGUUAAUUAUGAAACAAAUCACCAACUAUGAGAAAGCCUCGGGCCAAUUGGUUAACAAAGAAAAAAGUUUUUUCUUGACUAGUAUUAAAACUAGUCCUUAUAGAAUUAACAGAUUAAGAAAUUGCACUGAUUUCAUGGACAAACCUUUUCCUUUCAACUAUCUAGGUUGUCCUAUUUAUGCUGGAAGAAAAAGAAUUGCCUACUUUGAUUCUAUGGUUACUAAAGUUGUUAAAAGAAUGAAUGGUUGGCAAGGGAAAAUGCUGAGUUUUGGGGGAAAAGUGGUGCUCAUCAAAAGUGUAUUACAAUCCUUGCCCACAUACACUCUUUCUGCUCUGAAUCCCCUAAAAACACCAUGA
Lycium barbarum (goji berry) is the source of this 1314-nucleotide messenger RNA. RefSeq lists its product as uncharacterized. The record is from RefSeq and is a predicted model, not a curated record. Bases 1 to 1314 code for a protein of 437 amino acids. Lineage: Eukaryota; Viridiplantae; Streptophyta; Magnoliopsida; Solanales; Solanaceae. The transcript is spliced from 4 exons.